AUGUCAUAUAGCUACCUCUUUAAAUUUAUAUUGAUUGGUGAUACAGGUAUAUAGAUUAUAAAUACCAUUUAAAGGUGUUGGCAAAUCUUGUCUUCUUUUGUAAUUCAUAGAUAAGAGAUUCAGAUAAAAGCAUGAAGUCACUAUUGGUGUGGAAUUUGGUGCAAGAAUGAUAGAGUUUGAUGGUUAGAAUAUCAAAUUACAAAUUUGGGAUACGGUAUUCUCAAUAUUUUAAAAUGUUAUAGGCAGGAUAAGAAUCUUUUAGAUCUAUUACUCGUUCUUAUUAUCGAUCAGCAGCUGGUGCAAUCAUAGUUUAUGACAUCACAAAAAGGGAAACCUUCGAAAAUAUUUCUAGAUGGUUAGAAGAAGCUAAAUAAAAUGGAAAUCCAAAAUUAACAUUUACACUUGUUGGAAAUAAGAGUGAUUUGGAAGCAGAGUAUAUUAUAAUUAUUCCUAAUAUUUAGUCGAUAAGUUUCUUUUGAAGAAGGACAAGAAUUUGCAAAAAAUAAUGGUAUUGAUUUUGUAGAAGUGAGUGCAAAGACAGCUAAUAAUGUAGAAGAAGUAUUCCUUAAGACAGCAUAACAAAUUUUAGAAAAAAUUAAUAACAAUUAAAUUGACCCUAAAAAUGAAAGUCAUGGAAUUAAAAUAGGAACUGAAUAAGGAAUCAAAAAAUCAUUUAUUAAUAAUACUCAAUAAUUGUAAUCACAACCAGAAGUUGAAGAUAAAUAAGGAACAUGUUGUUGAAU
Molecule: messenger RNA, 743 nt
Organism: Paramecium pentaurelia
Lineage: Eukaryota; Ciliophora; Oligohymenophorea; Peniculida; Parameciidae
Source: the annotation of a GenBank genome assembly